Messenger RNA from Nannospalax galili (Upper Galilee mountains blind mole rat), 2601 nucleotides. It is a transcript of the gene Crhr2, whose product is annotated as corticotropin releasing hormone receptor 2. Gene Ontology annotation, biological process: adenylate cyclase-modulating G protein-coupled receptor signaling pathway; cell surface receptor signaling pathway; long-term synaptic potentiation. Gene Ontology annotation, cellular component: axon terminus; plasma membrane; dendrite. The transcript is spliced from 12 exons. Bases 160 to 1395 code for a protein of 411 amino acids. NCBI's taxonomy places the organism in Eukaryota, Metazoa, Chordata, Mammalia, Rodentia, Spalacidae. Gene Ontology annotation, molecular function: corticotropin-releasing hormone receptor activity; G protein-coupled peptide receptor activity; peptide hormone binding. The record is from RefSeq and is a predicted model, not a curated record.
CCGGAGCCGUGCUCCCUGAAGCUGCCCGGCAGGUCCCGGCUGGGCUGGAACCCGGGAUCCGCGCAGUCCCGCCGCUGCCCAGUGGCGCCCGCGCCCUCGCAGCCACGCCGGGCGCCCUCUCCCCACUUGCUCGCUGCGCAGCUCCGGCUCCCGGGCGCAAUGGACGCGGCGCUGCUCCACAGCCUGCUGGAGGCCAACUGCAGCCUGGCGCUGGCAGAAGAGCUACUCCUGGACGGCUGGGGGCCGCCGCUGGACCCCGAGGGUCCCUACUCCUACUGCAACACCACCCUGGACCAGAUCGGCACGUGCUGGCCCCAGAGCGCGGCUGGAGCCCUGGUGGAGAGACCGUGUCCCGAGUACUUCAACGGCAUCAAGUACAACACGACCCGGAAUGCCUACCGAGAAUGCUUGGACAACGGGACAUGGGCUUCAAGGAUCAACUACUCACAAUGUGAGCCCAUUUUGGAUGAUAAGCAGAGGAAGUAUGACCUACAUUACCGCAUCGCCCUGGUUGUCAACUACCUGGGCCACUGUGUUUCAGUGGUGGCUCUGGUGGCAGCCUUCCUGCUUUUCCUGGCUCUGCGGAGUAUUCGCUGCCUGCGGAACGUGAUCCACUGGAACCUCAUUGCCACCUUCAUCCUGAGAAAUGUCAUGUGGUUUCUGCUGCAGCUCAUUGACCAUGAAGUGCACGAGAGCAACGAGGUCUGGUGCCGCUGCAUCACAACCAUCUUCAACUACUUUGUGGUCACCAACUUCUUUUGGAUGUUUGUGGAAGGCUGCUAUCUGCACACAGCCAUCGUCAUGACCUACUCCACCGAGCGCCUGCGCAAGUGGCUCUUCCUCUUCAUUGGCUGGUGCAUCCCCUGCCCCAUCAUCAUGGCCUGGGCAGUUGGCAAACUCUACUAUGAGAAUGAACAGUGCUGGUUUGGCAAGGAGCCUGGCGACUUAGUGGACUACAUCUACCAAGGCCCUAUCAUCCUUGUGCUCCUGAUCAAUUUUGUAUUUCUGUUCAACAUCGUCAGGAUCCUGAUGACAAAAUUACGAGCAUCCACUGCAUCUGAGACAAUCCAGUACAGGAAGGCAGUGAAGGCUACCCUCGUCCUCCUGCCCCUGCUGGGCAUCACCUACAUUCUCUUCUUCGUCAAUCCUGGGGAGGAUGACCUGUCACAGAUUGUGUUCAUCUAUUUCAACUCCUUCCUGCAGUCCUUCCAGGGUUUCUUUGUGUCUGUCUUCUACUGCUUCUUCAACGGAGAGGUGCGCUCAGCCCUGAGAAAGCGGUGGCAUCGCUGGCAGGACCAUCAUUCCCUUCGAGUGCCUGUGGCCCGGGCCAUGUCCAUCCCCACAUCACCUACCAGGAUCAGCUUCCACAGCAUGAAGCAGACGGCUGCUGUGUGACCCCCCCCUCCAUCAUCCACCUGCACCUUCACCAUUAAGGCAGCUUCCCCGUUCUCCAGUCUUUCCCUGGGUCCUCUUUGCUACACAGACCUUCGGGGUGCAGGAGGAGGGGAGAAACCAGCUCUCAAGCCUGGAAGGAAAGGGGAUACAGCUAUGAAAGGGGACUCUGAAGGACCAGGGCCCAUUGCAGCCACAAGUCUCCAAACAAGAGGGAGCAGAGGGACACCGUGGGAGCCCCAGAAAGACUACUGUCUUCAAGCUCUGCUUAUGGGGACCUCAUUGCAGCCCCAUUUACAUAUGAAGAAACUAAGGCCCAUAAGAAGACAAGGGCCUGACCAAGUCACAAGCCGCUUGCCUGCUCAUAGCACCAAAAGUCUGACUCCGCACCCUGCUUUCCCCUUCCACACGCAGCACUCUCUGCAGGUGGGGGAAUCAAGAACUAAUUUAGACUGUCAAGCAGAGAAGCCUCCUUCCUUUGUAUCAGCGCCUCCCUAAGCUGUUCCUUCACUCCCAUUCUAGUCCUCCUGCCCCUGGGGCGCCAGGAAAGAUGUUCGCUUCCAGCCUCAUGCCCCUCCUGGGUGUCACCUAGGCUCAGAUUGGGGCCCUAGAGAUGCAGUAGGCUGAGAGACAGCCAGCAGUGGGGUGGGGAUCACCCAAACCAAAGUAUGACUGUGGGUUGGAAUGAGGCCCUGUUUCUCUUCAGACUUCAUCAGCCUGUCCUACAAAAACAGCUCCCUGUGAAAUCAACCAGGCAUCUGUGGAGAUGGCUACCUUCAAGUCAACCAGCCAGACACUGGAGGGAUGGUAUGGGCCAAGGAUGGGGGCAGGUUAUUUGCAGGGUACAGCCAUGUCCUCUCUCCUUAGAGUGGCCCAAGCAGGUCUUCCUCUGAUCUGUGGUAGGUUUGGCACGUUUCAAGUUCAAAGAGUCUGAAGGUCUGCCAUCUGCCAGAUUGAUGUCUGCCCCACCCCCUCCCCCAACCUGGAGGGGGCUUGCCUGUCCCAGAGGCUGAGGUUCUGGACUGGAGAAGAAAGGGUAAACAAGGCCCCUCAGACUCUACAAGCAACAACCAGCAGAGCUUGGUUUCAGCUCACCUUUAAUUUUUCUGUCCUUUAGGCAGGGGACGAGAGGAGGGAGAAGCCACCAGGCUAUUGGUUUGAAGAGGGCUUUUGCCCUUGGUACCCCACAAAAAUAAAUCUAAAAAAGUC